AAUCACGCUGUCAUUCAGAUCACUGUGUGUCAUAACCGACAUUUAGGGAUAUCGCAUUAAGCCCCAAACAUCUUGAGAACAUCAAGGCGUUGGCUGUGAAUUUGGACCUCCAUUGUUGCCAUGGCUAUGAGAAUUCUAGGAUGCCAGGAGUAACGCAGAAACGAUGUCACAACCGAGCGGAAUGCUUGGAACUCGCACACAGAGGCUUACUGUGAAGGGGUCAAAGAUCAGGGAAUACACAGACAUGGGGUGGUGAUGCGGUGGCCUCUUCCAAGAGCCUCGCCAGUGCAGCCUCCGUAAUGGAGAGGCAUGUGGCUAUGGUUGCUUGGUAACCGCAUGGAGCCACCACCAGUGUUGGCCGCCAUUUCCCAAAUCAUCCUUUGCUGGGGUCAGAUGAGCAAGAGGGGAGCGGGGCCUGGAAUCCGCUCUGUAGUAUGGGCCCCGUUGCCUCCUCUAAUGCCCAUCUCUUCUUCCUCGCGAUACUGCUGGUGUCCUUGACGAGGGUGGACUUAGCCAUAGAGCCCUGCCCAACCCCAUGCCGUUGCACCUUGGAGAUUCUCAACUGUAGCCGGAUCAGCAGCCCUCCGGGACUCCACCGCGUGCCUCUCCCCAAGCCCUUUGGCCAUGCUCACGUUUUUUUCUUCUUGUAAGUAUUCGAGAACCCGAGAGAUGUUCACCCCGCUCCCAGAACUCUUGGAGGCCAAAAUGCUUUUUUAUUUCAAGGUCCCAGGCCCUAAAGAAGCCAGACUAUCCGCCACCAGGGCCAGGGCUUUUUCAGUGAUGGCUCCGACCUGGUGGAAUACUCUGUCCCACGAGACUAGGGCCCUGCAGGACUUGAUCUCCUUCCGCAGGGCCUGUAAGACAGAGCUAUUCCGCCUGGCCUUCACUUUGAAUUAGCCUGAUUCUCUAUUCCUUUUUCCCUUUCCUUUUCUAUGAAGAAACCCUUCUGGGACCCCACAUUUAAACUCUUCCCUGGUCUCCUUGCUGGCCCUAGUAGGACCAACUUGGCCAGUUAGCCCUGGUGAUCAUUUGAUGUUUACUGAUUGGGGUUCCCCCCCCCCAAAAAAUGACCCCUGAAUUUUUGAAUUUUACUGACAUUGAUGCUGCAUUUAUGUUGUAUUUUAUGCUGUUUUUAAGUCACAUUUUAAUAAAUGUUUUAUAUUUGCUGUUAGCUGCCCUGAGCCCAGUUUCUAAACCGGGAAGGGCGGGGUAUAAAUAAAAAUGUAUUAUUAUUAUUUAAGACUUAGGGGUGAGCGUGAUGGGAGCAGGGGAUUUCUGACUCCCAGGCAACCUGAGGGACGACUAGGUAGAGAGCUGGUUGUGUAUCUGCCGAGACCUGUAGUAUAGGUGUGACCUUCGGGAAUCUGCAUCCAAGUAGACAAAGGCAAACGACCAAAGGGGGCAGGCUGUCUGGGUUGGUUCACUGCAGGGCAGCUCAGAGACGAGCAGUAACGUUGAUUCUUUAUUCAAGGAAACGGAAUACAAACGAGAAACCUAUGGGCAUGGCUGGCCCCGUUAAAGCAGUUUCCAGAGCUGAUAAUCUAUGCCUCCCACAUCCCCCUAUAUAGCCUCCUCAGCUGUUUUCCCUGCAGUCUUACUGGAGAGGGACUCCCUGUGCUCUUUGUUCAGCUACAUGCAAGGCCCUCCAUGCCCUCGGAGACAAGGGAGGAGAGGAGCUGAAUACAGAGGGACCAGCAAGCUCCUGUGUAGCUGCUGCAGCCUCUGUCUCCUCAGCUGCCUGUCCUGCGUCUGCAGUGCCUUCUGCCUCUGGUUCCUCUCUCUCACUCAAGCCUGUUGCUUGUUCAGCAUCCAACCAUUUUGCCUUGCCCUUUUCAUCCUCUGGCUUGUCUUGAAUGUCCCACCACCACUCCCCUGGCUCUGAUCCUUCCUCCUCUGAGUCCUUCCCUAGGGGGCUCAAGGAAAAGAAGGUACAUCAGCAAAGAUGGGGUUUAUCACACCACACCUUCCUCCUGCAGGGCUCAUUCAAUCGCACAUGCUGCCUAAGCAGGUGUCUAGGCCUAGGCCCUAGGGCAUCCCUGUUUGGACUCCACAUGCCAUGACAAGCAGUGUUCAAGACUGGGUUUCUCAUGUUGGUAUUGGUAGGGCUGGCUUUCUACACAAAAUGAGCGCAUGCUCCAGGAACAUCUAAGUAUCUCCACCCUGCUUAAGGUGGUAGAAAACUACAGCCUGUCCUCUCUAUAAUUUGGGGAGUUCAGCACCACUGUGUUAAUUGGCAUGAAGAAGCACACCCAAUACUUGCUUAGAAUGGUUACUGUAUUGUUUUUUCCUAGAAGGGCUCCUCCGCUUUUGAACUGGAGGGGAAAUGUGACAGUGUAGUUCUCUGCCUCUCCUGCAGCUGCUAAUGGUACAGAAGUGCAGGGAAAAAUGUGUCAUGCCUCUCUCUCGGUUAUUUGCAGUAGAUUGGCAGGGAUUAUUCUCAGUUGUUUUAAUAAUUGCAACCGCAAAAUGACACCCACCCAUAGUUAGCCUGCUAUUUCAAAAAAGUGGAAAUACGGACACAAAAGUUGUUGAGCGUUUGGCAAAGUGGAGUUGUUGAACUAUUCUUUAUGAAGUUCGUCAAGACACGGGCUGCCAUACUUCUGGAUUUUCCUGGACCCUUUGGCGAUUUCUACCUGGACACUGUUUAUGAGGGCUGUAUAUGGACCAUGUCCAGGAAAUUCUGGACUUAUGGCAACCAUAGGUAGCUAGGCAUGGAUUUGGGUGUGGAAGGACUGUGAGCUUCAGGUCUGGGUACUCUAAAAACAACCCCAACUAAAGCAGCUGCUGAGAGGCACCAUGUUCUUUUGCGUCUAGCUGAAUGUCCUUGCACCGAACUCUGAAGUUUGCCUUCCCCUGCCAUUCAUGGAGGAGAAGGGUGACCCUAAGGAAAAUAUUCAGCAGGACUGGGGAACCUUAAGGUCCAGCGGGCAAACUGGGGCUCCUCCUGGGCCGCACAUCUCCCCGGGCCUGCUCUGCACCCCUUCUCCCCCUUGAGUACUUCCACCUGGCUAGAGUGUGUACAUGAACUGCCAUAAUGCCUGGACGAAAUUGGAGGGUUGUGUAGAAAUCUCUGAUUUGUGUUGGCUGGAAUGUAGCCUAUAGUGAGAAUUCAUUCUUCUACUCAAUUUGCCUCGGAUCCAGCUCUGGCCCCUGGAAGGUCCCACUCAGGGGAAUGUGGCCCUGGGUUUGAAAAAUGAACCUCUGCUAUGCACAUUUUAACAGAAGAGUAUGGAUCUAUUUGCACCAGCUCUUCCUAAGACCUUCUUUCCUAGAAACCAUCAACACAGAGGAGAAGUGCUCCUGGGCAGGGGUGGAGUUCAUCUCCUCUCGGUCAUUGCCCCCAUAAAUGUGAGACUUCCAGGUUCAGGAAACAGUGUUCUGUGGAGGCUUGGAACACUGUACGUCUGGAAAUUUGACUUUCAGGAUGCCAGAUAAACAUGACAAACGAAAGAUGCAGAGUUCAUUUUCCCACAUCAGGAGUAUCCGUUUAAUUUUCGUUCCCCCAUGUUUAUUAUUUUCCCCAGAGACUUCACUGAUAAUGCGAUUUCUUCCAUUGGGAAACAGGUGUGGAGGGCCUAUCCUUGGGCUGAGUACUUGUGAGUAUUAUUUAGAGUCGUCAGUGAGUACCUAUCCUAGCCUUGGUUUUGGCCAGUUUCAGUCAUGGUGGUUUUUGGUUUUAAGUUAUUGGCACUUGACCGACAACUAAGGCCACAUUCAAACUAUACAUUUAAAGAAGGCACUAUGAUCCCACUUCAAACAGUCAUGGCUUCCACCAAACAAUUCUAGGAGCUGUCGUUUGCUAGAGGUGCUGAACAGGGCCAGUCCAAGACAUUUUGGCACCUGAGGCGAACCAUAAAAUGGUACCCCGCUUCCAGCCAGGGGUGAAUGAAAAUCUACAUCAGGAACGGGAGCUGGGGAAUAAAGGUCUACUUUGGGGUCUGCUGCCCCCGUGGAUCCUGCUGCCUGAGGCAGUCGCCUCACCUCGCCUCAUGGGUGGGCCGGCCCUGGUGAUGAGAAUUGUUAGGAGAUUCCUAUUCCCCUCACCAAGCUGUUCUCCCUGUGGAGAGGGAUUGAUAUACAGUGGUACUUCGGGUUAAGUACAGUGGUACCUUGGGUUAAGUACUUAAUUCGUUCCGGAGGUCCGUUCUUAACCUGAAACUGUUCUUAACCUGAAGCACCACUUUAGCUAAUGGAGCCUCCGCCAGAGCACGAUUUCUGUUCUCAUCCUGAAGCAAAGUUCUUAACCUGAAGCACUAUUUCUGGGUUAGUGGAGUCUGUAACCUGAAGCGUAUGUAACCUGAAGCGUAUGUAACCUGAGGUACCAUUGUACUACCCUGGGAAUUACAGUUCUGUGAGGGGAAUAGGGAUCUCCUAACAACCCUCAGCACCCUUAACAAACUAUAGCUCCCAGAAGACUUGGGGGGAAGCCAUGAUUGUGGGAUCAUGGGCCUUUAAAUGUGUGGUGUGAAUGUGGCAUGAGCUGGGCGAGAUCAAGGCAAAAGACCUUGAUCUAGCUAGAUGAAGUUCAGUUAUGCUGCAAAUCAAUUUGAAAGCUUAGGGUAGUUGGGACAGAGUCCCUGCAUGUUUGUGGAAGUUUUGUGAGGUAAUAAAUAUACAUUUGUCAGAACCAUAGCUGUCAACGUUUCCCUUUUUUUAAGGGAAAUUCCCUUAUUCCGAAUAGGAUUCCUCGCAAGAAAAGGGAAAAGUUGACAGCUAUGGUCUAAAUCCGAGGUAGUAGAAAGCUCCCAGUUAAGAAAAUUGCUUCCAUUGCCAGAGUAUUGUACUCAGAAAUCCCCAAACAUGACAAAUAGAUUGAUACAACUUUUGAAAGCAGGGUCAACACAGAGCAUCUUAAUCCAGGCGGCGUGAGUAAGGGGCUAGGAAUGAGGAACAAAUUCAGUUCAGUUGUCAUUUAAAGGCAAAACAACCUAAUAUAUACUUUCUGAAACAAUAAGUAAGUGAACUAAAGCACAUCCCAGCCUCCUGAAUUCACGCUUUCCCAAAUUUUGCAAAUGUGCAUAUUAGGACUGGGGAAAUCUAGCUCCAGUCCAACGAUGGAGAUCCACCUCUGUAAGCAGCUUUCAGGAAAGCGGAUUUGCAUCUCCAUUAUGAAAGUGAUUUGGGCCAUUGUUUUGACGUGCAGGAGGUGGAUGUGAGUCUCCACCUGGAGCCAGUUGCUGUGCAUGGCAAGUUGCUCAUGGCUGCAGCUGGGCCUGAGUCUGCAAGUGCAGAAGGACUGUGCUUUGGUUAUGCCCGUUCUGUUAAGGCAGAAAACAUGGCUGUGACUUUGUUUCCACCUCUCCAGGGUCCUCAAGAGCAACAGCCUGAGCAGACUUCAGAAUACCUCUCUGGAUGGCUUGCUUUCCCUUACUCACCUGUAAGUUUCUGCGUCUGGUUGCAGUAAUUUAUAGGCUUUAUAGUUUCAGCAUGCCACCUUUCUUAUGGAAGUAAUAUAAUGUCCCAUCUCCAUGUCGUUCAAAGCUUCAUCAGUGGUGGCAGGUAACAUUUUGACUUGGUAGGGCUGCGAUUGUUAACCUUGCUGUUUUUCAUCAAAGUAGGAAUUCCAGACAAGAUUUAUUCCAUACCUCUUAUUCAGAAGCUAAGUCAUACCGCAUGGUAGAAGUUUUUGAAUUUGUGUAUUUUUUACGCCAACGUGUGAAUUUCCAAAAAGCUAAUCAAACACACAAAAACUUUCAAAAGUUGAGGAACACUUUCUGCUGGCAUCAAAUUUCAACAUCGAAAUAAGAAUAUACAAGUGACAAAGAGAUCUUUACCACAUGUCUCUGGACAGGAAAACCAUAGAUUUGGAAGGGACCUAAAGAAUCAUCUAGUGUUGGGUUGCCAUAUUUCAAAAAGUGAAAAUCCAGACACAAAAUUUGUUGAGUUGUUUUUUCUUUUCUUUUUUUGCCCAAAGUUGUUGCAAAAUCUCAAGUAAGUUUUUCAGCUAUUUUUAAGCAAAUUUGCCAAAAUCUAGACUUCUGACACGGGUUGUCAUACGUCCAGAUUUUCCUCCUGCACACUGUUUCCAAAUGACAUAUUCAGGCUAUGUCCAGGAAAUUCCUGACGUAUGGCAACCCUAAUUUCUAGUCUAAAUCCUGUAAGUGCAGAAAUCCUGCCCACAGCCAGCCGUGGGUGGGCCCAAAACACCAACAUUCUGGUUAACAUCCAUACACACAGACCCACUGAUUAUUUCAAAGAAGCCAUAACUAACAUUAACCACAAUUUAUCCAGGUCUAGGCAAAAUCAUCAUCAUCAUCAAACCUUUUUUUGGCAUCACAUACAAACAUCCAUAGCAAAUCAAUACAGAAUUCCCACCUUCUAGGCAAAAUGGCAAGCUGCAGUUAAGCAAAAACAGAAACAAAAGAUUCCAAAUUCUUAAAGGCUUUGCUGAAGGAGCAGAGGGGAGGGUAUGAGUCUGAGAUUCACCUAGGCUUGCUCACAAAUGGCAGCCAAACAGCAGGCUUGCAAUGGAAUUUAGUACAUUCCGUUUUUUAGCCAUGCUUUGAGCCAACCAAAGCAGAUGAAUCUGUUGAAUUUUGAAUUCUUGCGAAAUUUAAUUUGCGGUGCUAGAAAUUUCAAAAUCUGAAAUGUCCUAUCAGAGAUCAGAAACACAUCCAGUUUUCAGAUUUGUGGAGAAAGAUAAAAAAGAAGACAAAAUCAGGUUGGCAUAUGGAAAAGUAAAUAGCCUACAUUGCUUUGCCACAUCUAUCUCCCAACUCGUAAGAGAUCUGUCUAGGCAAGCAUCUUGACACAUAAGUGGCCAGACACAUACCUCCAGAAAGCUAAUAAGCAGAGCCCGAAGGUGACAGUCUUCUCCCAAGGUUUGUCCUUAACAUCUGAUAUUUCAAGGUAUACUGCCUCUGUGCAUGAAGGUUCCAUUUAGCUGUCCUGGCUAAUACUAUUACAGUGAUGUCAUAAACAUGAGUCAAGCUACAAGGAUGGAUCCAUGGAGGAACAACUGUAUAAGUACGUUUUGCUCAUAGCUGUCAAGUGUCCCUUAUUUGGUGGGACAGUCCCUUAUCCCAGCCCCAUGUCCUGCUGCUGUCCCUUAUUGAUGAGGCUUCAUUUGGCUGCUGGCUAGGCUUUCUGCCUUUGGCUCAGAGAGGCUCAGAAGUUGAACAUACCUGUGCCCAGAAAAUCCCUUAUUUUGGCUGCUGAUCCCUUAUUUUCGAGGCUGCUGGUCCCUUAUUUUCAAAUCUGUAAGUUGACAGCUAUGGUUUUGCUAUAUGCCACAUUCUGUGCAGAUUCCACUCUGGAUAGUGCUAAAGGAUUGUUGACCUUUAUUAAAGCUGACUAAACUAGGCCAAAAGCAUCAGGCCAAAAAAAAUGUCAAAAGCAGAAACCAUGGGAUGGACAUGUCUUUCUUAUAGUCUCUAGUUUGAUAAGCUCUGUGUGCUGUCUUAAACAGGGACUUGUCGUGCAAUAAAAUCCACUUCAUUGAGAAAAACGCCUUUGAACCUGUCCCGUUUCUGCAAUUUAUGUAAGUUGUUGGGUUGUGUAAAAUGGUCUUUUCUGGGAGCGGGGGAGCAGCAGAAAUGGAAUGGCUUUCAGCCCCCCAAGUCCUGAAUCUGCCAAGGCCCUGCCCUGGAAGUAAUUUCCCACCCCCAAAUAUUUCUAAAAGUGCUGGGGGUCAAGUCUGCUGGGGGUGGGGGAAAUACAUUAUCUCUGGAAGCCCUGCCCCAUGAUCCCAGAUGGGAUGGGGUGACUCGUUGGGGGGAAAGUGACCUCUGUGCAUGCUCAGAGGUACCCCGAACAAUGUGAUUUAUAUGAAUCAGACUGGAAUUCUGAAGCAGUGGGGUUAAGUCAGGGUUCAGUCCUAGAACUGAUUCUAUGUCCAGUCCUGGUAACUUGGAAAACGCUAACAAGACUCUGAACAGCUUCCAGGAGGACUUAAGUAAAAAUACCCCUUAGAGAUCUGUCCCAGAGUUCUGCCAGAAGAGAAACUGGCAAUGGAAAUUGAAGGGGUCAGUACUGGGGGAAAGGGGGAGUCAGGGGAGGCCGUUGGAGCAGGGGAGAGAAUAUGGGAUGACCCUCAUGUUAUGUUACAGCAGCUCAGAGUGAGAAUUGAUAUCCACUACUGGACAGGGAUAGCAGGACGCGGGUGACGCUGUGGGUUAAACCACAGAGCCUAGGGCUUGCCGAUCAGAAGGUCGGCGGUUUGAAUCCCCGCAACGGGGUGAGCUCCCGUUGCUCGGUCCCUGCUCCUGCCAACCUAGCAGUUCGAAAGCACGUCAAAGUGCAAGUAGAUAAAUAGGUACCACUCCGGCAGGAAGGUAAACGGCGUUUCCGUGCACUGCUCUGGUUCGCCAGAAGCGGCUUAGGCAUGCUGGCCACAUGACCCGGAAGCUGUACGCCGGCUCCCUCAGUCAAUAAAGCGAGAUGAGCGCUGCAACCCCAGAUUCGCGACUGGACCUAAUGGUCAGGGGUCCAUUUACCUUUACCUUACUGGACAGGGAUGGGGGCGGGGAGAGCUAAUGUUUGUACAAAUGCAAAGUCCUAUACACCACGAUUGCUUUUGUUUCCCUUCACAGAAAUCUCAGCGGCAACGUUAUUGGGCGGAUCACGCAAGGGGCGUUUGAGGCCUGGCACGGAAUGCAGUUUUUGCUCAAGAUGUAAGUGAAAUCAAAACCUGCAAGGGCUUGAGAGCAGCCAGCCUCUAGGGCAGGGGUAGGCAACCUAAGGCCCGUGGGCCGGAUGCGGCCCAAUCGCUUUCUCAAUCUGGCCCACGGACGGUCUGGGAACCAGCGUGUUUUUACAUGAGUAGAAUGUAUCCUUUUAUUUAAAGUGCAUCUCUGGGUUAUUUGUGGGGCCUGCCUGGUGUUUUGACAUGAGUAGAAUGUGUGCUUUUAUUUAAAAUGCAUCUCUGGGUUAUUUGUGGGGUAUAGGAAUUUGUUCAUUUUUUUCUUCAAAAUAUUGUCCGGCCCACCACAUGGUCUGAGGGAUGGUGGACCGGCCCACGGCUGAAAAAGGUUGCUGACCCCUGCUCUAGCGCCUGAGCAACAUUAGUGAGGAAAUACCGUAUUUUUCGCCCCAUAGGACGCACCGCCCCAUAGGACGCACCUAAUUUUUUUGGGGGGGGGGAAUAAAGAAAAAAAAAUUUUCCCUCCCCAGGCACGGGGCAGGCGCGGGGGAAGCCCGAGCUUCCCCCGACCCCAGCCCCCAGAACAGCCUGCUAUCCGCAAGCCUAGGGAACCGAGCCGGUCUUCCCAGGCUUGUGGAGAUGUGCGCGAAGCCCGGGCGCGCUCUUCAGCGCGCACCAGGCUUCGGAAUGCAGGUAGCUCUGCGCUACUCUCCGGAGCCCCGCGCGCCGCGCCGGGAUCGGGAGGGUGGCGCGGAGCUGCAGGAAGCCCUGGAGCACGGGCAGCUCCGCGCCACCCUCCGGAGCCCCCGCACGGCCUCGCGCCGGGAUCCGGAGGGUGGCGCGGAGCUGCAAGAAGCCCUGGAGCGCAGGCAGCUCUGCGCCACCCUCCGGAGCCCCGCGCGGCUUCACGCCGGGAUCGGGAGGGUGGCGCGGAGCUGCAGGAAGCCCGGGAAAGCCUGCAUUCGCCCCAUAGGACACACACACAUUUCCCCUUCAUUUUUGGAGGGGAAAAAGUGCGUCCUAUAGAGCGAAAAAUACGGUACUGUUUUGAAUGAGUUAUCAACAUGCAACACCAGAUGGCGCCAGAAGAUAAAAGAAAUUCUACGCAAUUUUCUCUACCGUUUUUUCCCCUUUUGUUGUAACGAUUUAAUUUCUGGCUUAUUUAAAGCAUGUUUUCCCUGUGUGUGUAGAUCCACCCUCGCACACAACCCAAAACGGUGUGUCAGCAAUUAAUGUCUUUAGGGUAAUGCUGAAAGUACUCUGCUUGCCUUUGACCUUCCUUCAGCCCUCAACAAUAGUUCUGAAUUGCAGCCCUCGGCCCUGCAAGAUGUGGCAUGUAGUUGUAAGGAAGAAAGGGCCUCUGAGCAUGUGCAGAGAACUGCUUUCUUGUCACGGUGUAACCAGAGCCCUUCAGGACAUAUAUUCAGGGUCAACAAAAAAAAGUGUUUAUAUCAGAAGUGAGAGCUUUGAAAUUGCCUUAAGCCCAGUGUUUUUCUCCUCCUAAAAGUAUAAAUCACCGAUACCAGGGUUGGUGCAGGGCUGGCCCUCCAAAUGUCCCUAUUUUCCAUGGACAGUUCCAGAUUUACAGAAGCCUAUUAUUAUGGAAUAGGACACCCCUGUUUUCAUCAGAGAAAUGUUGGAGGGUAUGUUAAUUCAGGCGUAGUUAACCUCCAGGUAUUGUUGGACUCCCAGCAAUGGCUUGGGUGGGGAACAUGGAGGCAGUGGCAUUUCUACCCAAGGUGGAAAUUUUGCGUGUGCCAAGGCACCCAGCCCCCCCACCAGAUGACGCCUACGCUAGGUGGCUUCCAGGAUAUAUAAAAACAGAAUAAAACAUUGUCUUCUAAAGGUUGUAUAGUUGCUUAUCUCCUUAGCUCGAGGGUCGCAUAACUCCAUACCCUCCAAUAUUUCUCUGAUGAAAAUAGGGAUGACUUACCAUACCUUCCAAUACAUCUCCAAUGACAAUAAAAGGUAAAGGGACCCCUGACCAUUAGGUCCAGUCGUGACUGACUCUGGGGUUGCAGUGCUCAUCUCGCUUUAUUGGCCGAGGGAGCCGGUGUGCAGCUUCUGGGUCAUGUGACCAGCAUGACUAAGCCGCUUCUGGCGAAUCAGAGCAGCGCACGGAAACGCCGUUUACCUUCCCGCUGGAGUGGUACCUAUUUAUCUACUUGCACUUUGACGUGCUUUCGAACUGCUAAGUUGGCAGGAGCAGGGACCGAGCAAUGGGAGCUCACCCCGUCGCAGGGAUUUGAACCGCCGACCUUCUGAUCUGCAAGCCCUAGCCUCUGUGGUUUAACCCACAGCGCCACCCGCGUCCCUUCUAAUGAAAAUAGAGACAUCCUAAAGAAAAUCAUGCUAUUCCGGGAUCAAAUCAGAAACCGGGAUGGCUUCUGUAAAUCUAGGGCUGUUGCUGGAAAAUAGGGACACUUGGAAGGUCUGAAGUUUUUAAUGUUUGACUUUUUGCUAUGUUUUUAUAUGUGCUGUAAGCCACGCAGAGUGCUGGGGAAACCCAGCCAGAUGGAUGGGGAAUAAAUAAUAAAAUGACAAUAAUAAUUGAUGAUGAUGAAUGGCUUCCAUAUUUCCACACAGAGCCCCAUAAUCUCUCUUUAAAACUUUAGAAUUUCACAGUAUCUCUAAUGACAGACUAUUGCUCUGUGCAGUUCAUCUGUUUGAGGCUGCAAACUGCCUUGGUCUAGCCAGGUAUUUUUAAGCGGCUGGUUUUGUUUGCUUUUUAAGCUGGUUACAACAACCAGUUCCCUUUCCCCGGUUUUUCUGCAGGGUUCUCAACCAUAAUCCGCUAACGGUCAUUGAAGAUGCCCGUUUUUACAAACUGCCCUCGCUGAAGUUCCUGUAAGUACCUGAAAUACAUUUGCUUGCGUCUUCGCUGGGGAUUUUUCUACUACAGAAGCUACUAUUUGGGUUUGCUUGGGUUGCGAGGAGCCUCAUCCUUCUUCCUCCUGUUAUUUUUGUCACGGUAACGCCUGAAGAGCCAAAGCGGUAUAGUGGUUAGACUGCUAGACUAGGGCAAGGGAGCCCUGAGUUCAAGUCUGGACUCAGUCAUGAUGCAGACUUAAUGACUAUUGGUUGGUUGGUUGCUAUGGCCACUGGUCCCAUCACUUCCUGGCAAAUAGAAGGGGAAGAAAUGGAGACAGUGAGAGAUUUCACUUUCUUGGGCUCCAUGAUCACUGCAGAUGGUGACAGCAGCCACGAAAUUAAAAGACGCCUGCUUCUUGGGAGAAAAGCAAUGACAAACCUAGACAGCAUCUUAAAAAGCAGAGACAUCACCUUGCCGACAAAGGUCCGUAUAGUAAAAGCUAUGGUUUUCCCAGUAGUGAUGUAUGGAACUGAGAGCUGGACCAUAAAGAAGGCUGAUUGCCGAAGAAUUGAUGCUUUUGAAUUAUGGUGCUGGAGGAGACUCUUGAGAGUCCCAUGGAUUGCAAGAAGAUCAAACCUGAAGGAAAUCAGCCCUGAGUGCUCACUGGAAGGACAGAUCCUGAAGCUGAGGCUCCAGUAGUUUGGCCACCUCAUGAGAAGAGAAGACUCCCUGGAAAAGACCCUGAUGCUGGGAAAGAUGGAGGGCACAAGGAGAAAGGGACGACAGAGGACGAGAUGGUUGGACAGUGUUCUCAAAGCUACCAGCAUGAGUUUGACCAAACUGUGGGAGGCAGUGGAAGACAGGAGUGCCUGGCAUGCUCUGGUCCAUGGGGUCACGAAGGGUUGGACACGACUAAACAACCAGCAGCAACAACAUUUUCUCAAAUCCUCUGCCUCACAGGACUGUUGUGAAUACUAAAUUGGUCAGAGAUCGGUGAGGGAGUCAUGUACGCUUCCUUGAAUAACUUUGAGGAAAGGAUGGAUGGCAAUGUUAACAAAGAUAAAGGAAAUUUAAAAAUACAUCUAAAUUAACUGCUUGAUAGCGCCUCUGAGUAACUCUCAUAGUUAAAGGCAUUCCCCUGCAGCCCAGUUUUCCUGCCAGGCCUGAGCCACAAAAUGUGUGAAUAUAUAAAAAGGAGAGUGGUUGUCUCUGAGCACGCACAGAUUGCAGUGUUUAAUUUUGACUGAAAACUAGUUUUUUUUUGUUCCUGGAACACAUAAGUGAAUGAUAAGGGCCUUCUUGGUAGUGAUACCCGCCCUGUGGAGCACUCUCCUGUCAAAUGUCAAAGAGGUAAAUAAUUAUAUGACUUUCCGUAGACGUCUGAAGGAAGCUUUUCAUGUGUGAUGUUCUGUUGGGUUUUUGUAUAUUCUGUUGGAAGUCCAGAAUGGCUGGAGCAACCCAGUCAGAUGGGCGGGGAGAAGAAGAAGAAGAAGAAGAAGAAGAAGAAGAAGAAGAAGAAGAAGAAGAAGAAGAAGAAAAAGAAGGAGGAGGAGGAGGAGGAGGAGGAAGUCAACUGCCUUUGAUCAUAUGUUUAGGUUGCUUUUGUGAAUCACUGAGGAACCUAGAUCAGCCCAAUGUAAUACAGGGAAUGGAAAGAAAUUUGGUUCGGUUCCCAUUUUAAUGCAGCAAAACACAGCUAUGCAGUUCUCCAGCUAAAAAAAAAAAGUGUGCAUGUUAAAGGAAAGUUUGCAUAAAAAUGAUUAUAUUAGUGAAAACAACAUAAAAGAAUGCAUUGCAUUAAGAAAAAAUGUUUUCAAAAAUGUGUCUAUAAGAAUUAACACACACUAAAACGGUAACAAGUUUUGGUGAGUAAGGACCGUUGUUGUUUUUAAUGCAAAAUAUGCAGAAAUGUGGCAAACUGAAGAUUUAAAAAAUGAGAAACAGAGAGAAAGACACAACUGAUAGAUUUUUACAUCCCUAAUUAGUGCCUGGAAUCCAAAUUUCCAGUCAAAAGCAUGACUCCUAGGCCAGGCUGAGUUGAGGGAUCAAGCUUGCUUCAAAGCCACCAACUUUAUCAGAAAGUUUUCAUCUCCACACCCCAGAUGCAUAGGCACAGACUGUUCUUAGUCAGUGGCAAAAGAAAUGAACUCUGCAUGUGCUUUGAGGCACUCUUGUCUUUAGUGUCCAAUAGGUGGCAAGGACUGAGCCUCAGGCUCUCUCUCUUCCCAUUCUGCAUGAUGUGGAGCUGUGUAUAAUUCAGAAGCAGCAAACCUUUUUCCCUGUAGAAGCUGCCCCAGUGAAAACGAUGGCCUUUUUGACGCUUUUCAUUGUUACUUCUCACAAUUGCAUCCCAUCCUUUCUCUGAGGCACGGGGUUAAUGCCAUUUCAUCCUCUCAACAACCCUGUAGGGUAGGCCAGUCUAGUCUAAGACAUAAUUGACCAGACUGAGGUCACCCAGUGAAUUUCGUUAAACCUACUACGCAAGGUGCUCCAUCUUUUAUAUCUCUUGGUAUGCCUUGGCGUUUAGCACAGCAAAGACUCUCGCGUCCUUUUUCCAGGGACCUUGGUGCCACUGAUGUGACCCCAGAGAUAUUGGAGGCGCUUCUCAGAACUUGCCUGCAACUGAAAACUCUGUAAGUAUCGUGUGUGACCCUUUUCUUUUGCUGGGGUCCAAGAGUGAGAAGUAAGAACUGAAAAUGGCAGCUAAUCUUAUCUUACCUACCUUUUUCCUUUCUGCUCCUCCUGUUGUCAUUCAAGUAUCUGGGCUGUUUGCGCUCAGAUUGCUGGUAAAUUGCAACGAGAAGAGGCUAAAGAUGUUUGUCGUUUUUCCAUCUGCAGCAUCUUGCCCAAAAAGAUGGCCUGUUGCCUCUGCCAUAUUCAAGACGACAUUGAGCUUUUGUGUGAGUCGGUCAAGUUGGAUUGUGCCAACACAUGUACCGCUAACGUCACUUUGUGUGGUAGGUUUUUAAAAAAAUUAAAUGUUUGCUUCUGUUUGUCUAGUUUCAAAGGCUGGGUAGACACUAUACCUCCAUUUUCAAAUGUAAUCCAUUCCAGAAGACCGUUCGACUUCCAAAACGUUCAAAAACUAAAGCAUGCAUUUCCGGAAGCAUUUACAUCCGGAAAACUCAAUACGGAAGCCACGUGGCACAUUCAGCUUCCAAAAAGCGUUCAGAAACCGAAGCAGGUUUUUGGCGUUUGGAAGCCGAAACGUUUGACUUCCGAGACGUUCGAAAACCGAGGUACCACUGUAUCUUUAAAGCAAAUGUGAAGCACAAUCGUUCCCUCAAAGAAUUCUGGGCCUUGUGGUUUGUUAAGGGUUUCUGGGAACUGUAACUCUGUGAGGGGCAAACCACACUACCCAGAAUUCCUCAAGGGGAAGAAUGUGCUUUAAUGGUAUCGUGUGCAACCCAGCCUAAGGGGGGGAAAUGUUGGGAAAUGGAACACGUUAACAAAUGACGCCAGAAACGCCAGUGUUCAAAAUGGGACCAAAAUCUAAACAAAUCCACAAAGUGCAAUCUUUUUGCCCCCAGAAUCCUGCAUUUAGGCUCUUCCUCCACAUUUCUAAUUGGCCGUGGUUGACCUUCUAAAAGGAAACUUACCGUAUUUUUCGCCCUAUAGGACGCACUUUUUCCCCUCCAAAAAUGAAGGGGGAAUGUGUGUGCGUCCUAUGGGGCAAAUGCAGGCUUUCGCUGAAGCCUGAAGAGCGAGAGGGGUCGGUGCGCACCGACCCCUCUUGCUCUCCAGGCUUCAGGAAGCUCUGCGCAACCCUCGGGAGACCAGCACGACUUUGCGCCGGGCUCCCGAGGGCUGCGCAGAGCUGCCUGCAAUCCCGGGCUUCGCACAGCUCUGCGCAACGCUAGGGAGCCUGGUGCGAAGUCGCGCCAGUCUCUCGAGGGUUGCGCAGAGCUGCCUGCAUUCUGAAGCCUGGGGCACGCUGAAGAGCGCGCCCGGGCUUCGCGCAGCUCUCCGCAAGCCUCCCUAGGCUUGCGGAUAGCAGGCUGUUCUCGGGGCUGGGGUCAGGGGGGGGAAAUAAUUUUGUUUUCUUUAUUCCCCCCCCAAAAAACUAGGUGCAUCCCAUGGGGCGGUGCGUCCUAUGGGGCGAAAAAUACGGUAACUGAAAUAAACGGUUUAUUUAAAAGCUUACAGGUUCAGAGUAAUACAGAACCUGUAAAAAACUAACACAAAGGGUGGUCAGAUAAAACAGAGGCAUGCAAGUGGUGCUAGAUUUGCAGUAGCAUUGCCCCAAAAUAACAGGGCUGAGGGGAAAAACACACACACAUUUGCCCCAUUGAAUUCAGUGGGGCUUACUCCCAGGUAGAAGUAAGAAUCCUGGGAACUGUAGCUCACCCUUUUACAGAACUAUGAUUCCCAGGAACCCUGAACAAUUCGAAGUUCUCAGGAUUCCUUGAAGGGAAGCCGUGUGAUUUCGAUGUAUUUGUCCCAUUUCCAAGUUCCCUUCCUGAAGCUCACAGGACAACUCUGUUGUUCUUUCCUUGUUCUUCUUUUUCCGAGCAGAGAAAGAGGAGGCGAUGAACAAGAUGCAAGAAGAUGUCAUAAAGGUGUUGGAAACCAGGAAGCUGAACGACAGCGGCAGCACCCUGAACAUUUUGCCCGAGAGGUCUUUCCGUGCCAACCUCACUCUGACCCUCUCGGCCACCGAGGGCAAGUCUCACUUGGACCUCCAUUUCCACCGACUCCCCACCAGCCUUUUCGAAUCCGUCAAGGGCUUCAAAAAGCUGAAAAGCGAGGACCUCCUGGAUGUGAAGUGGGCUGAUCAGAGCGAGCUGAAGAAGCUGUACCUGCUGGCCAACUUGCUGCAGGUGGCGCUCAAAGAAAAAAUCGCAGAAGACGAAAGGGAGAGUCAAGGCGGGCCACAGCCGGCUCAGGAGCCUCCGAAAACACAGCAGGCUACAAGGGCUGCCCAAGGGAAGGGAAGACACCUAAGAAGGGUGAGAAGAGAAACCCCAAGAUGGGUGGAGUCGUUUCUCAGGGCUGGCAGAGAGAGGCGAGAAUUUGCAGAGUCUGCCAAGCAGCAUGCGGGGCAGCAAAGCAGCACAGAUUCCCCUGCUAGGCCUCGGAACUGGAGGAAGCUAGCCGGGGGUCUAGAGCCUCUAAGUAUGGCUAGACUCCGCCGAGCAGCUCUUGGUUCCUCUUGGAAACGCUCCGCCGGACAGUACCCGACCCAGUCCCCUCCCUUGACCGCCUCCAUCAUGGUGGACGAGAAUCCCGAAGACAUGACAGGCAAGGUAGUGAUUAUCUUGAAGCACCCCAACAAAACCAGCAGCGCAGAGCAGGGAGAGCAAAGCCCUGCUGUGAAGGAGGAGGUGCAAGUAGUACCUAACCCGGUGUCACCCGCCGAGGCUCAGCCGGCCGUCGAGGUUCAGCCAGCCGCCGAGGCCCAACCUGCCGCCGAGGCCCAACCUCCCGUCGCAUCUCCACGUGAAGAGAGCACAGACAAGUCGGAGGAAAUUUUGCGGGAGCGCCUCGAGUCUGAGAUAUUGAAGAAGGAGGAGCUGCUCAGCCAGCUGAUGAAAGAAGAUAAAUCCAAGCCCCCGCCCGACGACUCGGAAACCUUGAACGAGAUCUCCCCUGACAUCACCUUGUCGCAAGAGACGCACUGGGAGCACCACGAGCAGAGGACCACGUAUUCCCCGCGCCUUCAGCUCUUGCCAGCUCCAGACGACUAUUUGCUUCAGGGCGACCUCUUUGAAGCGGAGCUGAACAAGCGUUUGGAGCCCCUCAUCCCCAAUGCGCCGGUGAGGAACCUCAUCUCCCACGUGAUCCGCAUCUUGAAGAUGGACUGCACAGAACCCGCCAUCCAGCUGGCUUGUGCUAAGCUCAUCUCCAGGACAGGUCUCCUCAUGAAGCUCUUCAGCGAGAGAGAAAACAUCAAGGAGACCACCUCCCUGUGGAAGUCGUACCUUUGGUCUGCCAAGAAUACAGCCAACAAGACCACGUUGAGCCCAAGGAAAAUGGGGAAACCUUCCGACGAGGUAAGGCAGCUUCCGCCAACCUGGUGCUUUCCAGAUGGCACUGAGUUACAAAUUCCAUCGUCUCUAAUCAUUGGCUAUGCUGGUUGGGACUGAUGGAAGUUGUGAUCUGAAGACUACAGUCCAAAGUUGCAGAAGAGUGUGGGAAUGUUGUGGAUAGUAGAAGAGGACAUAUUGAUUAAAUAUUAUCCUUCCUAACUCACGCUAGUGAGUCAUAUAUAUACAGUGGUACCUCGGGUUAAAUACUUAAUUUGUUCCGGAGGUCCGUACUUAAACUGAAACUGUUCUUAACCUGAAGCACCACUUUAGCUAAUGGGGCCUCCUGCUGCUGCUGCGUCGCCAGAGCAAGAUUUCUGUUCUCAUCCUGAAGCAAAGUUCUUAACCUGAAGCACUAUUUCUGGGUUAGUGGAGCCUGUAACCUGAAGCGUCUGUAACCCGAGUUACCACUGUAUAGCAGAGCUCAUUCCCCAUUUUACACAGCAAGAAGCUAGUUGCAGAUUCGUUUGAAUCUAUUUAGUCAAACAAUCCAAUCUGGCAUGCCCAGAUUGGAGUAUAUUCCUGGGAAGACCCCUUUGAUUCUCUCCUUAAAAGAAUACAGAGUCUUCCUUAUAAGUAAUGAAAAGUUUACUCCCAUUCAGUUCAUAGUAUGAUCCCUGAAGGCAGGCUUUAGCUUGUAGCGACAGAUACAGUGUGGCUUACAUCCUUGUAGGAAUGGGCCCAUGUGCUGCUGGCAGAGAGCCAGCAGACAGCAUCAGGAGCAGUGGCCAAAGUGAAAGAGAGCGUCAAAAGAGAGAUGGCUGCCUGACCAGCUCCUUUUAUGGGGUCUCCCAGGGUCACGCCCACUACCUGGUCACACGCAGGGAGAGGCUGCUCCAGACCAUGUGUGACAGGAAGUCCUCCUGGCUGGAGUAACACCCCCCUGCGUGUCCACUCUGGGCAAACAGGAAGUGUUGUACUUGAUUGCUUAUGUUACAUCCCACAAAGACUGAGGUAAGGGGCAAGUGUAGGCAAGCCUACCAGUGGUCUCUCAGAAGGUUGGCCAAAGCCCUGCUUAGUUGGGUGUGCUCCUACAGUCUGUUUGCUCCAGGGAUUGAUUUGGCGUAGGUUUCUGGGAAGAUUCGUUCUUACGCUUUAAACGCACUUCAUAAGGGAGAAAGGAGAGGCAAAAAAUUAUUGAUGUAGGCAGGCGAUGCAGAGGUCCUUUGGCUGCCUCUGAGAAGGUCCAUAGCUUUGUGGUGAACCACAUGGUUAGUGUUAAGUUGUGGGUGAACAUAUCAGACGACACAGCGAUUCUUCAAACAGCUCUUGUUUAUUCACAGGCCAGGACAGAACUGAACUGAAGGGUUCAGUCAGCCUGCUUAUAUAGAGCUCCAGUACAACGUAACUGUAACAAUUUUCUAAAACUACCCAAUCACUGAACGUCACUUUCGACCCCUUAUUUGCAUAACUAUCUACAGUAUCCCCCUGCUGGCCCAGGGUGAGAACUUCAGUACAUAACAGUUAGCAUACAGAAGAACCCAGAUAUAGGGGUUGUGCAUUCUGCAUUGUGCUCCUCUGAUUCUUCCGUCGGUGACAGUAUUUGUGCUUGUCAGGUGGAUUCACUCCCCUGCUCUCCUGCACUGUUCUCCGGACCCUCCAGAGAAGAUUCGGGGGAGAUGCACGGAGUGUGCAGAGGGAAGAAGUUGGAAGCCGCAUCGCAGUAGCAGAAAACCUUGUGCCAGCUUCUGCUGGCGUACGUGUUUAAUUGAAUCCAGGCCUCCAUCCCUGGCAUCGGUAGUUAAAUAUAUCCCGGGCAAUAAGGAAAAACAUUGGUUGCCAGAUUCAAUAGGCUGGGAUUCAUGGAUCAAAAUCUGAUUCUAGUACAGUGGUACCUCAGGUUACAGACACUUCAGGUUACAGACUCUGCUAACCCAGAAAUAGUACCUCAGGUUAAGAACUUUACCUCAGUUUGAGAACAGAAAUCGCACGGCGGCAGUGGGAGGCCCCAUUAUCUAAAGUGGUGCUUCAGGUGAAGAACAGUUUCAGAUUAAGAACGGACCUCCAGAACAAAUUAAGUUCUUAACCUGAGGUACCAUUGUAUAAGGCAGCUUUUUUGUGUUUGUAUGAGUUCAAGCCACCCUCAAACAGUGUUUGUGGCUGAUGAAAGGAGAGAAACACAGAAAAAGCCAACUGCCUUAUAUUACUUUCUUUUGUCCAAUCUUUCAGAUAGCGAGGCAGGGGAUUCCAGAAUAUGGGUACGGCAACAAGUUGUUGCUGGCUAUUUCAGUGACGGCUGUGAUAAUGAUUAUCAUUGCAGUAAUUUGCCUGAUUGAGGUAAGCUAAAAACCUGUUGUUGUUGUUGUUGUUGUUCUUUUAAAAAUCCUUAUUUUGAUCUCUUAACUUGCCAUAUAUUCCAUUGCUUUGAAUGGGUAGCAUAUAUCCCCAUAACACACUAUAUUCUGCUGUUGUGGAAGGACUAACACCCUGCUGGUUAUAACACCUUGUUCUUCGCCUUAAUUUAAGCCAGAGUUACACAUAAGGAUGAAGAAUCUGUCAAUUUUAGUUCUCUUAUUUUCUCAUUUUUUCCAGUCUUAAAUGCACUUUCCCACUUUUUACAGCAAUUAGUGACAUUUUUUAAAAAAAGAAAUCUUAUUAAACAUAUUUGUAUACCUAAUUUUGGCUGAUGCGCUGAUUUUUGCCAUUAAUACAAUGCAUUUUUGUUUGUUGUUUUCACUAAUAUGUUUAUUUUUAUGCCCACAUCCCCUCAAUAUAUGCAUUUUCUUCCCUAAGCACGGUUAGGGUUUGAGAACUGCUUUGCAAAAUUUAAAUAACUGUGAAUUUUGAAGUAUAGCUUUGUUUUGGCUCAUGAACCGUUUCAGAAAGUGUGAAUUUGCACUGUAUUUAAAUGUGCACUGAAUCAAUUUCCCCCUCCAUCCCUAACACACACACACACACACACACACACACACACAUAUCUCUUCUGAAACGGGUCUUCUGCUUCUAUAAUGUCAAGGCUAAGACCAGGAACAGAAUAAAUGACCGCAGCAAACGUCUCCACAACAGGGAGUAGGGUUGAGGUAUCCAAGCAGCUUUGAGCUCUAGCUCCAUCCUUUUAAAUAGAAAGGACCCUGCGCUUGUUAUCCGAGGCCCAUCUCAAUGUCCCCCUCCCUGAGAGGUUUGGAGGGAGACAGUGUAAGAGCCUUUGCUGUGUUGGCUCCUCGUCUGUGGAAUGCUCUCCCCAGAGAGUCUCGCCUGGUGCCAUCAUUACAUGUCUUAAACGCCAGGCAAACCCAUUCUUCUUUAGACCGGCCUUCGUCAUUAAAUAAUCUGUGGCCUGUUAAAUGAGGGGAGGGGGAGAGAGAGACUGUUAUUAUGAUUAUUUUAUUAUUAUGCUCUGUAUUAUGUUUUUAUUAUUAUGCUGCAUAAAUUAUCUUCUUAAUAUUGUACACUGCCCAGGGAUUUUUGGAUAAAGGGCAGCAUAUAAAUAGAAUAAGUAAUAAUAGUAAUUGUAAUUAUACGCAUGACAACAAACUAGUCUCUUGCUUGCCACCCCAACCAUUCCUUCUACCCACCUGUGAGUAAUCUUAGAUUUUGAGUCAGUCACAAUCGCUUCUUCCUCUUCUUGUUAAACAGAUCUGCUCUCAGCGUUCGGCAGCUAAAUCAAAGGACGGCAGCUCUGAAAAACGGUAAUUCUUCCCCAGGAAUGCUUAGUUCUCUGCAGUUUAGAUUUCCUCGUGCAGGACUCAGUCUCAAGGUCAUAAUUUGGUUGCUGGGGAUUCUAUCCCUUCCUCUGUGAGAACAACAGUUAGUUGUCCCCCAACAAUUAGUUAAAGGAAAUCAAGUCCUAUACCAGGCACCCCCAACCUUCAGCCCUCCAGAUGUUUUGGACUACAAUUCCCAUCAUCCCUGACCACUGGUCCUGUUAGCUAGGGAUCAUGGGAGUUGUAGGCCAAAACAUCUGGAGGGCCGCAGGUUGGGGAUGCCUGUCCUAUACUGUAGCUGCCUGCUACAUAUUUAAGAGCAAGUCAAGUUUAGCCCUUAGCAGUAGGACGUGUCAUUUUAAGGGAUGAAGCUUAAUUUGUGCAAAUUUCUUCAGUGAGGGGUCUUAAAAAUACAUUUUUGGGUGUGAGGAAUCCAAAUCUGCUAUUAUUUUUGUGAUCUGGACAACAUUUAGCUUGUUAAGUAUGUUUGAUGAGGAAGCACGCAAACCGCUUUUGGAAAACCAAAGAAUUUUAAUUUUACUUUCUAAAAGAGUUAGGUAAUGCUUGAUAAAUAACUAAUAAAUACUAUAACUGCAAGUACUUGGUUUUUAAAAAUGAUUUCUAUGUAAUUUUUACAGACAUUUUACUUACCAAACAAAACUAAAUUAUAUUAAUUUAGCCAAAAUAUAUUUUGAAUUCUCAAGGCGUGUCACGAAUUUUCAACAUCCCCUCAUUUGGGGAAUUUCAAAGUUGGAAAAUUCAACACGCCCUGCCUUAGCAGCCUUUUGUCUUAAGACACACCUAAAACCCCAUGUUUCUAUACAGAGGUGUGCCAAUGUCUUCCUUUUAAACUGGUCUAGUAAUCAGUGUAUCUUUGGUCAUGUGUGUGCCAAAUUUUGGAUUUGUUGGUGGUCUGUAGUGGAGCUCCUGUUGUUCAAUCCCAGCUCCUGCCCACCUAGCAGUUUGAAAGCACAUCAAAGUGCAAGUAGAUAAAUAGGUACCACUCCGGCAGGAAGGUAAAUGGCAUUUCCUUGCGCUGCUCUGGUUUGCCAGAAGUGGCUUAGUCAUGCUGGCCACAAACGCCGGCUCCCUCGGCCUAUAGAGCGAGAUGAACGCACAACCCCAGAGUCGUCCGCGGCUGGGGUACCUUUACCUUUUAGGUGCACUUUAGUCACUUCGGAGUAAUUUUGCUACCAUAUGUUCAGGAAGGCAAGUAGAAGCAUUAUUGUCCAUGCACCUAUUGUAGUAUGCAUGGAAGCGCAUUUCGGACAUCCGCCUCAAAGUUCAGUGUGUGGCGGCAGGACCUACUGCCAUUUGCAUGUUCCUUGUGCAUACAGAGAACAGCCCUAAUAAUUGAAAAAGGCUUUUGAGAGAAGGAGACAGAGAGAUUCAUGUCUCAUUUUCAGGUGUUUCCAGUAACCAGGACAGCUUUAUGCUACCAAAGUGAAUCUCUCUCACAUUAAUGUGAAAAAGUACCUGAAACAUUUGCGGAAGAAGUGUACAAAUGCCAGUCUUUACAUUUAAAAACCCGGACCUCAAAUUUAAGAGGCGGGAAUUUGUAAAGCAUUGCACUGAGAUUCAAAAUUUUGUUUAUUGCUCAUUCAUAAGGUAUCUGUCAGGGAUGCGGGUGGCGCUGUGGGUUAAACCACAGAGCCUAGGGCUUGCUGAUCAGAAGGUUGGUGGUUUGAAUCCCCGCAACGGGGUGAGCUCCCAUUGCUUGGUCCCUGCUCCUGCCAACCUAGCAGUUCGAAAGCACAUCAAAGUGCAAGUAGAUAAAUAGGUACCGCUCCGGCGGGAAGGUAAACGGUGUUUCCGUGUGCUGCUCUGGUUCGCCAGAAGCGGCGUAGUCCUGCUGGCCACAUGACCCGGAAACUGUACGCCGGCUCCCUCGGCCAAUAAAGCAAGAUGAGCGCCGCAACCCCAGAGUCGGUCACGACUGGACCUAAUGGUCAGGGGUCCCUUUACCUUUAAGGUAUCUGCACACACCAUCAAAAGGUCUUUUACAUCUUCCUAGAACUAAUACCAAGCACACACAUUUAUCUUUUUUUCUGUUUUACAUUAAAGGACCUUUCUGGGCAGAAGGAAGAAAGGCGCAGACAGACAAGUAAGUCAUCUCAUUGGGCCUGAGAGAUAUGGGUCCCCGUUUCCUUCUGAACUAGGGAUGCUUUGUGUGACCUUGGGAAAGCCAGCAGUUUGUGGACUACAACUCCCAUCAUCCCUAGCUAGCAGGACCAGUGAUCAGGGAUGAUGGGAGUUGUAGUCCAGAAACAAUGGGUGGCCCAUGUUUGGGGAAACCUUGAUCUGGUGUCAGUGAACAGCCAGGAGUCCUUUGGGAAUGAUGAAGGCAGCGAUCUGCUGUUGUUUGUCCCCAAAUCUGGCAAUGAGAGAUAAUUACUGCCUCUCAAGAUCCUGCCAGUUUCCGUUUCUUCCCGUUUCUCAUUUUCCCAAUCUUAACUUGAGUUUGCCCAAUUUCUGCAUCUGUUUGCAAUAAAAAAUAAAUCAAUCUGUAUGCGUUAUUUCAAUGCAGUUUUCUGAAGAGAAGCACCUCAAGCCCAUAUUUGGCUAAUAAAAUCAUGUUUGCACUAUCCCUUUAAUAUAUGCAUAUUCGUGGGAGAACCCCUCUGCGAAAUAUGAAGAAUGCUAAUUGUGUAGGAUUGCUACAUUUCAGUUGGCACAUUGGUUUGGGGAGUGUGAAUAAGGAAAUUUCACAUUGAAAUGUGGACCACGCGAUCAUCUCCCCAUUCUUACCUGUGCUGCAAAUGUUGUUGGACUCCCAUCAGCCACAGCCAUCCUGGGUAAUGGUCAUGGAUGAUAGGAGUUGUAUUAGCCUAACAACAUUGGAGAGGUCAAGAGGCAUGUUACCUCCGAUCUUGAUUCUGACAGUCCUCUCAAAGGGCUCCCUCGCUUUGUGACCCUUUCUCAAAUCCCUUCUUCCUUCUCAGGGUUCUGUCGACAAGCCCCUUUGGCUCAAAGACAUGUAUCAGCCUCUGGAUGACGCUCGGAGGAGGAGCAUGAUUGGUAAACUCCACGAUGAAGAGACCUCGGAUGAGGAAGAUAUAUUCAACUGGGCCAAAUCAAGGUAGGAACGAACAAGCUGCUGCGACCAGAUUUGUAUGACUUGCAGCUUGCUUCUUUCCCUUAAAACACACACACACACACAUUUUUUGCUCUUAUGGCUGCGGAUGAAAUCUGGGGAAUGUGUGGGUGGAUUGAGUCACCUUGAAAAAUACUCGGAGUCGAGUGUGGAUUUCAUUCUUUAUUCAGCUCAGAGUAGUGAGGAAUGGAAGUUCCCCCGAAAUGUCUGCUUUAUAGACAUUAUUUACACAAUGGAACCCAUGUGAUUGGCUAAUUCUGGGAUUCUCCUGUAGGCCAAUCAGGUUGCGGAUUCACUUCCACCCAGAAUUGGAUUGGGUGGCUCCUGCGGACCAAUCAGACUGCUGCAUUCUGAAUCCUAUUGUUCUAGGACCAAUCAGACUGCUGCAUUCUGAAUCCCAUUGUUCUAGGACCAAUCAGACUGCUGCAUUCUGGAUCCUAUUCAACUCAGUACAUAACACACCUUUUUCGUCUUCUUACUUUCCUGGCAGCUGUGUAACCAGCAGCAGUUCAGCAGAUGCACGUUUAAUGGGAAAAGCUUCAUUCUUUGCAUUUUUGCCUGUUGCACAGCUGAUUAAGGCACAGAGCCCUGCCUAUCAAUCAGGGAAUACUGAAUCAAGACUAGGAGACUUCAGCACUAUGCAAUGCUUAGAUCAGGGAGAUCCAGCCCAUGAAGGCUCUGACAGGGUCCUAGAGUCCACCAUCCUCCGUCCCAAAACUUAUCUGGCGCUUUCUCGGCUUUGGGAAGGAGGUGGGAGGGUUCUAGGACCCUGCCAGAGGCUUGCGCUUCCUUCCCAAAACCCUACGCCUUGCCUUGCACAGCUGGCUUUGGGAAGGCGAGAGCUGGGCUGUGUGUCAAAUUUUGGUCUUGCUCCCUGUCCCCAGAGUCAGAAGGCAGUGUGCGGCCCACGGGUUCUGUGGCAAAGUACUCUUGCAGCCCACUUGGUAUGAAAAGUUGGACCACCCUGGCAUAGAUCCUUGUUCUCCCCACUUGCCCCAGGCUUGCAGAAGUGACAAGGUUCAGAAACUUCAGCUGGUGCAGAAUUCAGCGGCCAGGUUGCUCACCGGAGCAAGAUGUUUGAGCAUAUUACACCGAUCCUGGUCCAGCUGCACUGGCUACUGAUUAGUUUCUGGGCCCAUUUCAAAGUGCUGGUUUUGACCUAUAAGGCCUUAAAUGGCUCAGAGCCACAAUAUCUCAAAGACUACCUCUUGCCAUAUGAACCUGCCCGGACCCUGAGAUCAUCUUCUGAGGCCCUCCUUUGUGUGCCCCCUCCUUGAGAGGUUCAGAGGGUGGCAACACAAGAACAGGCCUUCUCUGCAGUGGCUCCCCGUCUGUGGAAUGCUCUCCCCAGGGAAGUUCGCCUGGCACCUUCACUAUACACCUUUAGGCACCAGGCAAAAACGUUCCUUUUUAACCAGGCGAUAAGGCGAUAUAGAAAGAAAAUAGAUAGAUAGAUAGAUAGAUAGAUAGAUAGAUAGAUAGAUAGAUAGAUAGAUAGAUUAGGUGCAGUAAAGAAAUACAUACAUGCCAAACAGCCUCAUUUGCACAAUUUCAUUUUCUGCUUUAAACCAAAUCCCGGCUGUGAGAAGUGAACCAUCGCAGGCCAAAUUUGCGUAGUGCCACUUUGCAGAUCCACCAGCAUUUUAAACAUUCACCCAGAGCAGGGGUGCCCAAACUUUUUUCAAAGAGGGUCAGAUUUGAUGAAGUGAACAUGCGUGAGGACCGACCAAACUUGUUGAACCUUUAUAAGGAUUGAAGUUGUUGAGGUUUGGUUUUUUAAAGGAUUUAGCCCAAGGACAUAUACAGUGGUUCCUCUGGUUGUGAAUGGGAUCCGUUCCGGAGGCCUGUUCGCAACAUAAAAAAACGCACACGCGGAUUGCGAUUCACUGCUUCUGCACGUGCGCGUGAUGUCAUUUUGCGCUCUGCGCAUGCGUGAGCGGCGAAACCCGGAAGUAACCCUUUCUGGUACUUCCGGGUCACCGUGGGACGUAACAUGAAAGAACGUAACAUGAAGCGGAUGUAACAUGAGGUAUGACUGUACUGCCAUGGGGGCCGGAUUAAAUUGACCAGACUUUGGACGUGCCUGACCCAGAGUCUUAACUCAAACUAGAUCUAGACGCAUCAAAGAAGCAAUUCUGUUAGAAAUGCAUUGAAAACUUCACAGAGAAAUCCCGUUGAUGAAAAUUGGACUCCUCUGCGCCAAUGUAGCCGACUUCUAACUGCUAAGCUUCAAAACCCUUCAGGCUUGACUGCCUUUCAACCUAACCUCUGCUCUUCUCUGUUUUCCAGGGAACCACCCCCUGUGGAAAAGCCCAGUUCAGUAAAAGUGUAAGUACCUACCCCCUUGCAGUACGACUCUGGGCUGUUAGUUAUGCCCUAGGUUUAAAAAUUGGGGUUCGUCCGGGAUGCAACCUGCUGCUACAGAGUUAAGUUUGUGCUUUUGCUGAUUUGCAAAGCAAGAGAUGAUGCGAAAAUUCUCUCUUUAAGCUUUAUAUUCCGAAAAGUAUUCUGCUUCCUAACGGAAUACGUAUCUGGAAAGGGGAAUAAUCUCACACUCCAGUCCUCAGCCCUGCUAAACCAAAUCAGUCUCCAAGGCUCUCCGGUUGUUUAGCAAGGAAAGGGAAGUUAGGCUAGUACUAGCUAGUUUUCUCCAAUCGGCUUUUGCUAUUUGGGGCUUUGGCAAGGCAAGAUCUGAAGCCCCACUUAAAGUGAAACAGAGGACCCCUUCAGACAUCUUAUAUACUGCACAUUCAUGCCUCAACCAGAGCCAGGGCCUUUUCAACACUGGCUCCGGCCUGGUGGAACGCUCUGUCUCAUGAGACCAGGGCCCUGCAGAAUCUGAUUUCUUUCCGCAGAGCCUGUAAGACGGAGUUGUUCCGCCCGGCCUUUGGCUUGGAAUCAAUUUGAUUCCCUCCCCCUCUAUCUUUUUUCCUUUCUCCUCCUGUGAUGGAACUCCUAUUUGGGGACUUCCCUGGCUUUUUUCUGGCCCAUGUAGGACCAGUCUGGAUAGUUAGCCCUGGUGAAGACCUGACGUUUUCAUCCCCCCAAAAGUUUUUGAUUUGACUUUCCAUUGAAAUGAGGCUGCAUUUUAAUGUUUUCAUGUUGUAUUUUAAUCUUGUUUUUAAGUUGUAUUUCAAUCAAUUUGUUUUUAUAUCGGUUGUUAGCCGCCCUGAGCCUGGUCUUGGCUGGGGAGGGCGGGGUAUAAAUAAAUUUUAUUACUAUUAUUAUUAAUUAUUAUUAUUAUUAGUGCUCAUGAUGCUAUUGGGGGUCAUACACUAACUCGCAUUCAAUACCGUUCGUGCUUUCAAAAGUUUUUUGGGUAUUAACACUGCUUCAUUUCCAGGCAAUGCCUAUCCUGUAACUUCCUGGUGAAAUCCCCUAGCUUUUUACACCACAGAAGUUCUGGUUUGCUUUUGUCCUGCUUUUUUUGUGGUGCUUCAGCCCCUCUGGACAAACAUAACGUGGUAGUUUGUGGGAAGCAUCGCAAAACAAACUAAAGCAGAAUACAUCCAGCCUGACACACUACUAUUGUGUCAAGAACUUGUUGCACGAUACACCUACAAUGUUUUUUUUUAAAAAAUGCAACCCUAUUCAUGAAGGCUACUCGGAAGUAAGCUCCGUUGUGUUCAAAGGGAAUUGCUCCUAGGUAAUUGGGUUUGGGUUGGCAUAAUAACGUAUUUUUCGCUCCAUUUUUCGCUCCAAAAAUUAAGGGGGAAUGUGUGUGCGUCUUAUGGAACGAAUGCAGGCUCCUUGGCUUCAGCAAUAGCAACGCGAAACCUCCGAAGCGCAGAGGGAGCGCUCCCUCCGGGCUCCGGGGGCUACGCGUUGUUUUCGCUGAAGCCUGGAGAGCAAGAGGGGUCGGUGCGCACCGACCCCUCUUGCUCUCCAGGUUUCAAAGAUAGCUGCCUGAGCCCGGGCGCAGCGGGAACUCCCGCUGCGCUCCGGAGGCUUCGGGUUGCCUUCACUGAAGGUAAAGGCAGUGUGGGAGAGGGAGAGCUGCGCAGUACCCCUUCAGCUAAGCGUGAGGAGAAAUGGAAGGGACUCCAUUUCUCCUGCCGCUUCGCUGAAGGGGCGCUGCGCAGAGAGGGGGAGAAUUUAUUUUUCUUAUUCUCCCCCUCUAAAACAAGGUGUGUCCUAUGGUCGGGUGCGUCCUAUAGAGCGAAAAAUACGGUACUUUCCCCUGUGCCCAAUUUCACAACACACCUAUCUAGGACAGCUCAUGUCAUGAGCAGCUUCAAAUAAAAUGCUAUAUUUGGAGUCGGCUUUUUAUGUGAUGACCAGGAGGAGAGUGAAGGGAACGCAAUCCCUGAGUGCAAUCGACUUCCCUUAACCUCUGUUUUUCUUGCUUUGACAGAGUUGAAGAGCCCCCUGUUAAAAAGGCCAGUUCAAAGAAACUGUGAGUAUUAUUAUGCAACCGCAAAAUUAUCAGCCUUGGCUCUAACUUUUUCCUCUUGCAGCUAGGCAUUAGGAUACAACCUGGAGGGUUGGCAGCUCCACCAGCAAGACGUCUGAGUUGCUUGGUAUCCGAAUCAUAUUUAAGCAGAUCUGUUGCGCUCCUGGUCUACUGCCCCCUGCACAACAUCCGAAUGUAGGGUAUUCUGCGUCCCAGUGUAUUUAAGGACCUGUCCACACCAGAGCAAAAAGUGGACAACCCCUCCCCAGGUUGUCCCAAAUCUUUUCCCCUUUGAAUGUGAGUUGUUGUUGUUUAUCCUGGCUGUUUCAGACUUUCCAGGUAUAAAGGGGGAAAGAUUUGGGACAACACUGGUAUGGGAAAGUCAUUGUGUGGGUGUCCCUAGAUUAAUGGAGAGAGAGGUUGGUGCAAAUCAACAUUUUUGCCCUGAUUUUAGACUCUUGCCUGAAAUCCUGAAGAGAUGCUGCUUUUCGAAGAACCCCACGUUCCACACUGAAGUAUUCCAUGUUCUUCUCCUUCUUUCCCCCCUUUCUCAAUUCCCUCUGCUUCCUCUGUUGUCUCCUUUGUGUCCGUUAUAGAUUGUAAGUUCCCUGGGGCAGAGGCCUGCCCCUCUCAUUCCCAGCAAUGCACCACGCGCAUGGAAGGUGUUACUGCAUUCACCAUCAUAACGAAAUAUGCUGCCUCGGCACAUGGGGGUUCCAUUAGGUUCCAAUGCCUGGUGGCCACUGAUUGAUACUGCCACGAAUCUGCCCUUUGAAAUCCACUUGAGCCAGCGGCUAACAUAGCAUGUCGCAGCAGUGAAUUCCAUGAGUUAAUUCCAUGCCGUGCGACGAAGAAGCACUUUCUUUCGUUGGCCCUGAAUCUUAUGCCAAUCGAUUGAUGCAGCUCUUCAACAGACUAGAUCUAUGUGGUGUGGGUGUAUAAUGGAACCAAGCUAAAGUUGGUUCUCUCCCCCCCGCCGCCCCAGUUCCUUAUUCCAACUGAAAUAUACUCAGAGUCGAGAGUGGAUUUCAUGCUCUUUAUUCAGCUCAUAGUGGUGAGGAGGAAUGGAAGUUCCUCCAGAAUGUCUGCUUUAUAUACAUUAUUUACACAAUGGGCCCCACAUGAUUGGCUAAUUCCGGGAUUCACCUGUAGGCCAAUCUGGUUGCGGAUUCACUUCCACCUGGAGCUGGAUUGGGUGGCUCCUGCGGACCAAUCAGACUGCUGCAUUCUGGACCCUAUUGUUCUAGGACCAAUCAGACUGCUACAUUCUGAAUCCUAUUGUUCUAGGACCAAUCAGACUGCUGCAUUCUGGACCCUAUUGUUCUAGGACCAAUCAGACUGCUGCAUUCUGAAUCCUAUUGUUCUAGGACCAAUCAGACUGCUGCCUUUUGGAUCCUAUUCAACUCAGUACAUAACACCAACACUAAAGUUUGCAUCCUUCUGCGCUCCAAAACAAGCAUGGGGCGACCCCAUAUCACAGACCUCCACGAGUCUCUUUGAGAGCACUCUCUCCAGCCCAAAGCACUCCCUAAAAUAAGCUUUGAUGUAUCCCAAAUGAUACAUCUCAACAGUCAGGAGAUGCUUCCAUAUGUGAAAACGUGUAGAUCAGGUCCAGACCACUGCUUCAUUCCUGUGCAAGUCUCAGAUCUGCUGCCCGCACACCAACAACUGCUAAAGAAGACUGUAUCAGUGAAUAAGCAGAUGGAUGAGGCAUUAUCCCAAACGACAUAUCCACACCAUCUGGAGGCUGUCUGUCUCCUACCAAAUGGCCUCACCUGUCUGGUCCAGUGCAUAAUUGCCCCCAAGUCAUUCUCAGGCAUGCUGUACCUGUGCCAAUCCAUUUUUCAAUACAGGUAGAAACCAAAAACAGACAGGGGAUUUAUGCCAAAGCGUUUUUAAUAACUGAACGAGGAUCUGGGUGCUUGCCCAUCCAGUGACCUGUAUUGGCUUACACAAAAACAAAAAGAUAAGGCCGUAGGUUAUGCUAGCUGGUCUUAUUCAGAGCAGUCUCUGCUGCGUUGGAGUUUGCCAUUUGAGUUGAUCCAAAGCUUAUUUUGGGGGGCACGCAUCUCGAUCCUUAUUAAUUUGCAUGUGACGCAGGCUGCUGUGUUGUAUAUGGAAUCAGCCUUGUGGGGAAAGUUUCCUUGAAGGACAGUCAAACCUCGGUUCCCGAACACCUCCAUUGUCGUAUGUUUUGGCUCCUGAACACUGAAAACCCAGAAGUAAAUGCUCUGGUUUUCAAAUGUUUUUCGGAAGCAGAACAUCCGACGCGGCUUCUGCUUGAGUACAAUAAGCUCUUGCAACCGCCAUACCUCAGCUGUCGAACGUUUCGGAAGUCAAACAGUCUUCUGGAACGGAUUACGUUUGACAACCAAGGUUUGACUGUACAAUUGUACCUUGGGUCCUGAACGCCUUGCAAGUUGAACAAAGGCCACAAACCUGUUCUGGUUUGCAAACUAUUUUUGGAAGCCGAACAUCCGACAGGGCUUCCGCGGCUUCCGAUUGGCUGCAGGAGCUUCCUGCAGCCAAUCAGAAGCAGCGCUUUGGUUUCCAAACAUUUUGGAAGUCGAACGGACUUCUAGAACGGAUUCUGUUCAACUUCCAAGGUACGACUGUAUCAGAAGAUGCAUAGGAUGUCUCAGGCGAAAGAGGCAAUGGUUGCUUAGGUUAUUGAAUUAAUCAAAGCAUCUUGCAGUACCAAAAACAAGUAAGCCAUAUUGAGGAAGGAAGAUGGCCUAGAUGCAGCAGACCCUCUUUAACAUCUCCUUUUUAACUCUUAAUCAGGGCGCCAGAACCCCCACCUCCAGCUCCGAAGCCAGAGUAAGUAACUAGCAAAUGUUUGGGUUUUUUAAAAAUCUAAUUUUACAGCUGGUCUGUAAAGCAGUCUGCUAGAGGAAAGGCUCGCCAGAUUAUAUGUUCUAAAAAGACAUCAGAUAUGCACAUCCCCCACAAACUUAAUACAGGAUGCUUUGCGUGGCACUCUAGCACAUUUUCUUCUUCCUAAAAAAAGGGGGGGGAGAAUAAGAGAAGGGAUCUGUUCUCCAAAAAACAUAGGAAGAAAAGAACUUAAUCUGUAAAGAGGCAAAGGGGGGGUUGCUUUGAGUCCCCCGCUCCCAAGUUUCUAGGACGGGAUAUCUCAGUGGCGAAAAUCUACUGCUCCUGAACAGCCUUCAGUUUUUAAGACCAGUUUAGAUUAGAUAAUCAGAUUAGGGAAGGGAAGAGGGUCCAGUGUUCAAAAUUCCCAUUGUUCUAGGUGCGUUUUGCGACAGGGAAUUUCAUUAGUGUGAGCAGUUUCUGAGCUCCGGGCGCAGUGCUGCGCCUAAGAUUUCAGAUUAAAACUGCAGAGGGGAAGGAAAGGAGGACCUUUUUCAGCCUCCUCACUUCCAGCUACUCUCUGAAGACUGGAGAAGAGACCCCCUUAAGAAUAUUAGGAGGGUGGGCAGGGGAAGGACUAGACCCAUGUGAAAAAUGAACAUAAUAUUUUAGCUGCAGUUCAUUUAUUUUCAGCUUUGUGUUCUUGCUAUAAAAAAAGAGCACCUAGGCAUUCCGUUGUUGUGCCCAUAACCUAGGUUUAAGGGGCCAUUUAAGCUCCUAGCUUUUAUAUCUCUGUUUCUAACACUGAGAGGGUCAAUCUGAAAGUGCUCAGAGAUGUGGGUUAUUUUGCAGCACUCAGUUUGCUUCAAGCUGCAAGGCAACAGCAACUCUGCUUCCACACUUUGGGAAUUAGGAGUGUCCAGAAGCAAAAAGAGGACAAGGCUUCUAGCUAUGCAGAAGAGGGGAUUUCAGCAAGGGUCGCGUUGCUGUCUGAAAUUUUGCUCUGUUGCAUAACCUUGUCCCCUUUUCCUCUGCCUACAGUGCUUGGAAUCCAAAAGUUGCCCUUUUCCACUGCCCCAAAUGUGGCCAUGAACAUGACAUGGAGUAAAAGCACACACAGCCGCAAUUUAGGAGAGGGAGGUGUUAAGUUGUGGGUGAACAUAUCAGACGACACAGCGAUUCUUCCAACAGCUCUUCUUUAUUCAGAGGCCAGAACAGAACUGAACUGAAGGGCUCAGUCAGCCUGCUUAUAUAGAGCUCCAGUACAACGUUACUGUAGCAACUUUCUAAAACUAUCCAAUCACUGAACGUCACUUUCGAUCCUUCAUUUGCAUAACUAUCUACAGUAUCCCCCUGCUAAAACUAUCCAAUCACUGAGCGUCACUUUCGAUCCUUCAUUUGCAUAACUAUCUCAGUAUCCCCCUGCUGGCCCAGGGUGAGAACUUCAGUACAUAACAGGAGGGAAGGAAGGGAGGGAGGGAGGGAUGUAUUGAUCAGUUGCUGUGACGUAACUCCUGCUUUUCUCUCUUGCUCAUCAGGUCUUCAGGAGGAGAAGACGAUAGUGGGUCAAAGAAACCGUAAGUAGCGCCAGAGUCAGUUCCUUCUUCCAUUCAAACCAGAGGUGGGCAAACCUCAAGCCCAGGGGCCAGAUAUCUGGCCCUUGGGAUUCUUGGUUCUCUGGAUGGAGGACAGAGAGGAUUGUGUGAGUGCAGGCAGAAACUCACCUACUUUGCAAACCUUGCACUUAUUGCUUUUCCUACUCUUUCUCUGACCUGACCCAGCGCUGCCAUAUGUGCCCCAAAGGUUGCUUUCAAUCAGAUAUAAGUUUUCCCACCCCUCCUUCAGAUUGUUUGAUUUUUUGAGCUCGGCUACAUAAUGCAUCCUAUUGCAGAUUCACGAUCUUCAAAGCGCAGAUAAUUGUGGAAAGGUUUUCCUACCUUAUUAAUGUAGUUAUUGUUAGGAACAAAAUGAAACAACAUGCAUUACUGGAAAAGGAGAAAGGAACUGAGCUGUGGAGGAAAGAAAAUGGUGGAGGGGUUGGGGAGUAAGUUGUGGAGCAGAAGCAGUCCUGGGUGGCAUUUGAUGGAUAUAUUUUUUUCAUUUAAAGUAGAGGCUCAGAAAUCGAAACAUGCAUUUGCUUCAUAAUAUCUGGAGAAGGUGAUUUCUUCCCGCCCGGUCCCCUUCCUUUGAUCAACAGCCAUUCCCAUUGGCUUUCCGUCUUUUAUUCUGUUUGGCAUGAAGCCUUUGUCUUUCUGGGGCUGUAGCGCUAUGCAAAGGAACAAUUUCUUUCCCGUCGCAUUUUCACGCACAUGACAUGUUUCUGGCAGAAUUGCAUUCUGUGGCUUCUUUGCAAAUCAGACACUGGCUGCUGUGCAACUCUCUCUAAGCAAACUGGAGGCUUCUUUCCAUUUUUGUUUUAGGUUUUGUUUUUAAACUGGAUCUCCAGUAUAUAUUUGUUUAAAGACAAGUCAGGAGAACCACUGGAAACUUAAAACCUAGAAACAAGCAGGGGGGGGGGGAGUUGGAAGUGUUCAGAAAGAGGCUUCCCAUCCCAGAUUUCUUGUGUUUCCCACUCUCUGAUCGAGCAGGUUUUGCAAGUGUGUGUACGUGUGCAUGCAUUAGGCAAUACAAAAACCUGCAAAACCUGUUUGGCUAGAGGCAAAAAUGUGCACACAUUCUGAGCAGCAGCACCAGUUUCAAACUACCUGCCUUCAUCUCUCUGAAAAUAACUAUUCUCCAUCUCUAGUUCCGAAAUUAUAAAAGUCGUGUGGUAGGGAAAGGAGUUUUCCCUGGGUAUCUCUUCCUCUUAAGACUUGUUUAGGAAUACAGGGUAUUUGCAUGGCCGUAGCCAUGAUUUUUGUUGGGGAGAGCAGCCCAAAGUUGUUGCCCCAUAAAUUUGUUGAGCGUUUUUGGGGGGAAUACCCCCUAGGAGCAUGCAGGGGGCAGGCUUUGGUUGUGGGGGGAGACUUCUGCUGGAGGGAGACAGAACCUCAGUUAAUCAGUACUUCUCAAUAAUACCCAUGGGUAUUUGUAACAAAGCUGUAUGUGGCUAAAGACAGUGAUUCCUGUAAUGGUACUCGCUAACAGUGUGGAAUACUGUAUUGCCAGCAGUCAUUUUGUGCUGAGACACCUGCAGCCUGUUUAUCAUUUGUUCUCCAAAGCUCUUCCCAUUCAGCCAUCAUUACUGGACGUCCAAUGUCCUGUGCCCAUCUAAUCACUGUUGCCUUAACCUCCUCCACCUUAACUUCCCAUUCCAGGAGGAGUCGAUGUAUUCUCGAAAUUACCCUGAUUUUAUUAUUUAUUAAUUCUGUUUCGAGGCUGAUUAUCAAAUCCAAUCUUUUUAUCUUGUUUAAACAUUUCGUAUAUUUGAUGGUAUUCCAACCAACCAGCCUGUUUAUCAAGAUAUAAGUACCUGCACCUUUUUUCCUCUCUUUUCUUUUUUACCAAAAAAAAGUACUGGCUAAGGGGGGUGGGGUGGAAUCAGUACUAUUUUUUUUUUUAGCAUAUGAAUCGGUUUUCCUCUAUCAGAUCUAGGUUUAGAUCUCCUCAGGUGGCCAGAGAUCUCUUUUAGGAAGUCCGUCUCGGAGGCAUUGGGUAGUGUUUGUAUUUGCUUGUUAUAUUUGCUUGUUCUUUUCUUUCUGCACACUUAUUAGCUCUUUUAACUACAAAUGGGGGAGAUUUAGACUCCUUCCCCUGUAUAUAUCAGCAGCUAGUGCCCCCUGGGACCAAAUCCAGGGACAAGAAUGAGGAAGUGAUAGGACUUGCUUAGGAUUUCUGCUUCCUCCAAGAGGUCCUUGUUGUAAACAUGGUUGCCAGCCAACCAAAGCCUACUUCCACUUAACCUUCACUAAAAGCAACACAUACAUAUAUGCACAGAACAUCAACCCCCAGGUGGUUGUAUAAUUUGCAUUCCCACCCCCCACCCCGCCAGAACCUGUUCCUAAGUUUAAGCUAAAAUAUUCCUGCUCUACAAACACUAAUCUAUUAUCUCUGCCCAAGUUUGCCAACAAAGGUCUUGCAACAGCAUCAAUAAUGCCACCUUAGGAGGCUGUGUUUAGGUACUGCAAGAUGCCUGGUGUAUACACCUGCAGCAUCAUAAACUAAACUAGCAGGCCAGAAUUGGUUCGUGCUGGCAAAUCACAGGAAAAGAUUGCAGGGAACCGAGCAAAGAAGCGGGACCAGUUUGGACCAUUUCCGUAGGUAGGCUAGAUGUGGUCUGUGGCCUGCCUGUUGCAGAACAGGUGUGUCUAUAUGGAAAUGUGCAUCCCGAUCCCAUUCAUGUUGUUUCAAAGGUAUGUUCCAAUGGGACUUGCUCUUAAGUGAGCAUACACAGGAUUGAGAUAUGACUAUGUCCUCUGGGUAGCUCCAACAAGAAAGCAUUGGUUCCACUGCAGAUUGCAGACCUUUUUUCUCUUUUUGUACCAGAUUGCAUGGGUCUCUUAGCCCCUGCCACAUACAGCUGCUACCUUAUUAUUAUUAUUUUUAUGGCAAGGCUUCGUACACCUUUAAUAACUAUACUGAAUUUCUGCAUGCCACCAGCUGUUAAAUGUACAGCCCGCCCCUCCAAAAGGAGAUAAGGAGAGUUUUAGUGAAAUUACUGCCUUCUACCUAACAGUGAAGGGUUCACCUACUACGGGGUCCUUGUUUCUUAUCUGUGGUCCUAAUCUCCCAGCUGUACAGUGACAUUGGGUGAUGGUGCUAGGAUGUGUCUGGUGGGCAGGCAAUAUAGAGUGGCGAAGAAGCAGUCCCAAUUUCAGUGGUGGUGAUCAGGAUAAGGUAUAGCUGAGGUCCCGUGCCUGACCACCAUCUGGGCUGAAGGUCUAAAUCUUUUGUCCCUGUCCCUGGCUCAGCCUUUCCUCUCCUCCAGAUUUUACUGAAGCACGGAGCCCUCUGGUUUGGCGGUGCUCUUAUUGAAUGCCUGGUUAGUCCAUAACAAGGCUGUGGUUUACCCAUCACGGAGUUACAAUUUCCAGCAACCCUUAGCAAACUGCGGUUCCCAUAAUUCUUUGGAAGACUGUGCUCUGAAUGAGCUUUGAAGGUGUUGUACAGAGCCUCAGAAUACCGUAUUUUUUGCUCUAUAAGACUCACUGUUUCCCUCCUAAAAAGUAAGGGGAAAUGUGUGUGCAUCUUAUGGAGCGAAUGCAGGCUGCGCAGCUAUCCCGGAAGCCAGAACAGCAAGAGGGAUUGCUGCUUUCGCUGCGCAGCGAUCCCUCUUGCUGCUCUGGCUUCUGAGAUUCAGAAUAUUUUUUUUCUUGUUUUCCUCCUCCAAAAACUAGGUGCGUCUUGUGGUCUGGUGCGUCUUAUAGAGCGAAAAAUACGGUAAUUCUUGUGUUGACAAUGUGCCCAGGAGAGCUCGGGACAAAGGCCACCAUCUUGUUCACACCAGCCAGAUGCUGAUGCGAAACUCGCUAGCGGGUCCUGAGUUCAGUUGUGCCCUCUCCACUUCUGAUUCCCAGCGCUGGUGUUCAGAAGCACAGCUUCUGCGAUGCCAGAAAUUGUAGGCAUCCGUCUUUCAAAAGGGGAAUCGAAAAAGGGAAACAGCACUACAGAACAAAAAGGCAGUUCCCAGUUCUUAGUCUGCCGCAGCAGUGGCACUGGGAAGAAAGUUUGCAACACUCGACGGAGUAGAAUCCAGUUCAACUGGUUCAAUUUUAACCUCGCCUUCCCUUUUCAUUUGCAGGAGUUCAGCUGAAGAAGGCGAAGGGGAUGAAGAGGAGGAUGAAUGAUUGUCCUUUUGUGAAUAUUGCUGUAUAUUAUCUAGAGCACUUUAUAAAGUACUAUUGUUGUUUAUAAGGAAUACUAUUAAAUGCAUUCCUCUGAAAGGUA
Podarcis lilfordi (Lilford's wall lizard) is the source of this 37190-nucleotide messenger RNA. NCBI's taxonomy places the organism in Eukaryota, Metazoa, Chordata, Lepidosauria, Squamata, Lacertidae. The record is from the annotation of a GenBank genome assembly.